Messenger RNA from Tripterygium wilfordii, 3138 nucleotides. Its product is annotated as pentatricopeptide repeat-containing protein At1g15510, chloroplastic. Lineage: Eukaryota; Viridiplantae; Streptophyta; Magnoliopsida; Celastrales; Celastraceae. Bases 153 to 2789 code for a protein of 878 amino acids. The transcript has a single exon. Gene Ontology annotation, biological process: RNA modification. Gene Ontology annotation, molecular function: zinc ion binding; protein binding; RNA binding. The record is from RefSeq and is a predicted model, not a curated record.
UGUCUGAUUAAAAGAAGAAAAAGAGUUUAACGGUGUUCGUUGGUCCACCUCUCAAUAAUCCCACUUGAAAUGCUGGUUACCAGUUUUUUCCUAUCGAACCGUUAAACCCCACCCAAAACCCUGCAGCACAACAAUGCGUUGUAUCCCAGAAAAUGGCACUUUCGCCUCGAAGCCCCAAUGUCUCUCUGCAUUCAGGGACCCCAAGUCCAAACUCUCGAAAUCUCAGAAUUUACAAACCAAAAACCCUUCCUUUCUCCCACGAAUUCCAAACCCACAAAAUCUCCUCAAUAAAACCUGUCAAAAACUCAUUUCUUGACACUACUUCAAUCGCCACCUCUCAAGACCCAAACUCACGUUUGAAUCAACUAUGUCUUUAUGGGAAACUGGAAGAAGCUUUGGACGUUUUAAAGUCAAUGCAAGAAUUGCGAAUUUCAGUAGAGGAGGACACUCUGAUUGCCUUGGUUGGAUUGUGUGAACGUAUGAGAGCAUCGGAUGGGGCGGCUGUUUUGUACUUGUACGUGACGAAUUCGAUGACCCAAUUGAGCGCUAAGCUUGGUAACGCCCUGUUGAGUAUGUUUGUGAGGUUUGGUAAUCUGGAUAAUGCUUGGUUUGUCUUUGGGAGGAUGGAGGAUAGGGAUUUGUUCUCUUGGAACGUGUUGGUUGGUGGGUAUGCAAAAGCUGGGUUCUUUGACGAGGCAUUGAGUUUGUAUCAAAGAAUGUUGUGGAUUGGGAUUAGGCCUGAUGUCUACACAUUUCCUUGUGUUUUAAGGUUAUGUGGUGGUAUGCCAGACUUGAGGAGGGGCAAAGAGGUUCAUGUACAUGUAAUUAGAUAUGGGUUUGAUUCUGAUGUCGAUGUAAGUAAUGCUUUGAUUACUAUGUAUGUGAAAUGUAGCGAUGUUGCGACAGCUCGGAUGGUGUUUGAUAGAAUGCCUAGGAGAGAUAGGAUUUCUUGGAAUGCGAUGAUUUCGGGUCAUUAUGAGAAUGGUGAGUGUUGGAAAGGGCUAAAAUUGUUCUUUGCAAUGCGUGAGCAAUCCAUUGAUCCAGAUUUGAUGACCAUGACUAGUGUUAUCUCUGCAUGUGAGCUUCUUGGUGAUGAUGGAUUGGGCGAGGGAAUCCAUGGGUUAAUGUUGAAGACAGGGUUCGGGGUCGAUGUUUCAGUUUGUAAUGCAUUGAUUCAGAUGUACUCAAGUUUUGGGAAUUGGGAGGUAGCAGAAAAAAUCUUUACUAGAAUGGAGUUUAAAGAUGUUGUGUCAUGGACUACAAUGAUUUCUGGUUACGAGGAUAAUUUGCUGCCUAUCAAAGCCUUGAAUACUUACAAAAUGAUGGAGGUCGAUGGUAUUAGGCCUGAUGAGAUCACCAUAGCCAGUGUUCUUUCUGCUUGUGCUUCUUUAGGAGAAUUAGAUAUGGGUACUAAACUUCAUGAGCUCGCUAAGAAGACAAGGCUCAUAUCAUAUGUGAUUGUUGCGAAUGCACUUAUUGAUAUGUACUCGAAGUGUAAAUGCAUUGACAAGGCUCUGGAAGUAUUCCACCAAAUUCCUGUCAAGAAUGUGAUAUCAUGGACUUCAAUCAUUUUUGGGCUUCGGGUAAACAAUCGGUGCUUCGAAGCUUUGUUUUUCUUUCGACAAAUGAAACUUACCUUGAAACCAAAUUCUAUUACCCUAGUUUCUGUCCUAUCUGUAUGCGCUAGAAUUGGAGCACUGAUGUGUGGAAAAGAGAUUCACGCCCAUGCUUUAAGGAUGGGAGUAGCACUUGAUGGUUUUUUACCUAAUGCACUUUUGGACAUGUACGUAAGGUGUGGGAGGAUGCAACCAGCAUGGAAUCAGUUUAACUCACAGAAUGAAGAUGUUGCAGCAUGGAACAUUCUCCUAACAGGGUAUGCCGAGCGCCGACAUGGAGCACGAGCUGUGAAGUUAUUCCAUAGAAUGGUAGAGUCUAAGGUCAAUCCAGAUGGGGUUACCUUUAUUUCUUUGUUAUGUGCUUGUAGUAGAUCUGGAUUGGUGACAGAAGGCUUGGAGUACUUUAAUAGCAUGGAGCAUAGAUACUUUCUCACCCCAAAUCUAAAGCAUUAUGCAUGCGUAGUAGACUUACUUGGACGAGCGGGACGAUUGGGGGAUGCAUAUGUCUUUAUACAGAAAUUGCCUUUAAAGCCAGAUGCAGCCAUAUGGGGAGCUUUAUUAAAUGCAUGUAGGAUCCAUCGGCAAGUUGAGCUAGGAGAACUUGCAGCUCAGCACAUUUUUGAGAUGGAUACAAAAAGCGUUGGAUACUACAUUCUAUUGUGUAAUCUCUAUGGUGACUGUGGUAAGUGGGGUGAAGUUGCAAAAUUAAGAAUGAUUAUGAGAGAGAGAGGAUUAACCGUUGAUCCUGGAUGCAGUUGGGUGGAAGUGAAGGGAAAGGUUCAUGCUUUCCUCAGCGGCGAUAAUUUUCACCCUCAAACAAAUGAAUUAAAUGCUGUGCUGACAGGGUUCUAUGAAAAAAUGAAGGCAGCUGGUUCUGUUGAUUUUGAAUGCAGUUCAACCAACGAAGUCGAAGUCUCAAAAGCUGAGAUUUUCUGUGGGCACAGCGAGAGAAUGGCAAUUGCUUUGGCGCUCAUCAAUACGGCUCCUGGGGUGCCUAUUUGGGUAACAAAGAAUCUUUACAUGUGUCAAAGCUGCCAUAGUACUGUCAAAUUUAUCUCUAAGGUUGUUCGCAGAGAGAUAUCUGUUAGGGAUACUGAGCAAUUCCACCAUUUCAAAGAUGGAGUCUGUUCUUGUGGGGAUGAAGGAUUUUGGAAGAGAUUUGAUGAAGGUUGAAUGACUAAGACAGUUUCUGUUAAAUCUCAAGGUAGCAGGCAGCACUGACGAGAGGUGAUAAAUGUGCUGCGUUCUUGAUUCGCUCUGGUGGAUAACGUAGAAGAACAAGGCCUUACAAUCUGUCAGCAGAAGCUUAACGCAGGAAAAAAACAGAGCUGGUAGGGGAUAACCCGUAUGUCACUCGUUUCUUGCUUAGUAGGGGUUCUGAUUGUGUGGUGCUGUUGGAUUUAGAUCCUUAAGACAUUGUAAUCUUAAAUGUAUCAUCCUUCUGUUAUUUAUACACAAUUUUCUUGUAAAAUCGCUCGACAGAAUGCCAUAUCAAUAAUUCCAAUAAGGUUGAUGAAUAGAA